Striga asiatica is the source of this 354-nucleotide messenger RNA. NCBI's taxonomy places the organism in Eukaryota, Viridiplantae, Streptophyta, Magnoliopsida, Lamiales, Orobanchaceae. The record is from the annotation of a GenBank genome assembly.
AUGGAGGGUCUCGACGGUGGUGGCCGGUGGUGGUUGUCUGCGAGAGGCGGCGGAUCUCAGUGGCUGACUAUGCCUGGAGGUCGGACUGCGUCUAGAAGUCGAUGGUUAUGCUUUUCGCAGGUGUCAAGUGGUGCGCGCCGGUCGCCGCCUUGCUAUCGGACGGAUCGGCUUCGCCGGAGACGAGCCGCGGCGGUCGGUAGAAGGACAGUGACGGGCUGGUUUGUGCAGAAGAGAGAGAGAGGAAGAGAGUGGAGUGGAAUGGUGAUGGCGGGGAACUCCGGCGGCUGUGGUGCGUCACUCCAGCGGUGGCGGGAUUUUUUUCCGGCGGCCGGGAAUAUAUGUGUUACUGUGUAA